Molecule: messenger RNA, 793 nt
Organism: Oncorhynchus masou masou (cherry salmon)
Lineage: Eukaryota; Metazoa; Chordata; Actinopteri; Salmoniformes; Salmonidae
Product: homeobox protein HMX1-like
Exons: 2
Coding region: 1-678 (225 amino acids)
Biological process (GO): negative regulation of DNA-templated transcription; regulation of transcription by RNA polymerase II
Cellular component (GO): nucleus
Molecular function (GO): RNA polymerase II transcription regulatory region sequence-specific DNA binding; DNA-binding transcription factor activity, RNA polymerase II-specific
Source: RefSeq, a predicted model, not a curated record
AUGGGUUUCAUUGGCCGAGCAGCAGCACACAAGUCUAAGAUCACCAUGCGCAAUGCCAAGAAUCGGCUGGCGUGGUGUCCGCAGUGCCACUCCAGCAACUCCGAUGAUCCCGGAGGCUCUCUAAAAACCAGCAACCGGGAUUCUCCCGCUCUACCGGAGCCGGUGGAAGACAACGACCAACCGGACGAGAGGGCAGAUGGAAGUCUGACAGACGACAAGGAUGACGAAACAGGGUCUUCCUGCUUCGCCCGGGAAGACAGUGAAACACCUGAUACGAAAGCAGCUUGCAAGAAGAAGACCCGCACCGUGUUCAGCCGGAGUCAGGUUUUCCAGCUGGAGUCCACCUUCGACAUGAAACGCUACCUGAGCAGCACUGAGCGGGCGGGGUUAGCCGCCUCUCUACAGCUCACGGAGACGCAGGUCAAGAUUUGGUUCCAGAACCGCAGGAACAAGUGGAAGAGACAGCUAGCCGCCGACAUUGAGGCCACGAGCAUCUCGUAUUCGACUCAAAGGAUUGUCAGGGUUCCUAUUCUGUACCACGAGAACGCAGCACCUGGGACACUGAGCGCAAACCUGGCACAGGUGUCGCCACCCUUCUCGAGUACUGUGAAUUAUCCCGUCUCCCAGUUCACCCACCCCAUGUCUUUUAUAAGAUCACAAAUCACAGGCCUUGUGUGAGACACACAUUAUUGGUGUAUUAUAUGGAAUGAACGUAUUGGACAUGGUAGAGCAGCGUUUACCAAACUCGGUCCUGGGGACUCCAAGGGGUGCACGUUUAGAUUUUUGCCCUAGC